Molecule: messenger RNA, 1489 nt
Organism: Zalophus californianus (California sea lion)
Lineage: Eukaryota; Metazoa; Chordata; Mammalia; Carnivora; Otariidae
Gene: REEP6
Product: receptor accessory protein 6
Exons: 5
Coding region: 47-1459 (470 amino acids)
Source: RefSeq, a predicted model, not a curated record
UCCCCCCGGAGUCGCGGCUGAGGCGGCCGCGGCCCGCCAGAGGGCAAUGAGGCAGGGGAGACGGGGCAGGCCCCACCUCCUUUGUCCGCCCUGCCCUCCCAUUGGCCGGAGUGGGGGGCAGGGGGCGGAGACCAGCCCGGGGGCGGAGACCAGCCCAGGGGCGGAGACCAGCCCGGGGGCGGAGACCAGCCCGGGGGCGGAGACCAGCCCGGGGGCGGAGCCGAGCUGCUCGCGCCCGGGGAAGGCGGCACGCGCGCUGCGGGGCGGGUGCGUAGAGCAGCGGUCGAGCUCCGGCUGCCAACCCCGGGCCCGCCGGUGCCAUGGACGGCCUGCGCCAGCGCUUCGAGCGCCUUCUGGAACAGAGGAACUUGGCCACGGAAGCGCUAGGGGCUCUCGAAGCCAAGACAGGCAUCGACAAGCGGUACUUGGCCGCGGGGGCCACCACUCUGCUAAGCCUGUAUCUUCUCUUCGGCUUCGGGGCGUCUCUACUGUGCAAUGUAAUCGGCUUUGUGUACCCAGCGUAUGCUUCAAUCAAAGCAAUCGAGAGCCCAAGCAAAGAAGACGACACUGUGUGGCUCACGUACUGGGUGGUGUACGGCCUGUUCGGGCUGGCCGAGUUCUUCAGCGAUCUACUCCUGUCCUGGUUCCCUUUCUACUACGCGGGCAAGCAUCACGAGGCCGUGGACAGCGUCGUGAGGGACUUCAGCGGGCGAGCUCUGGACGUGGCAGCCGGAAUAACCCGGGACGCCAAAGCAAGCAUGACCCAGCUCCAGAAGGACAAGUGAAAGCCGCGCCCCAGCUCUACAAACAGCCGUCGGCUGGCGAGCUGGGGGGCACAUCACAGCCCAAGUCCUCCACGGAUUCCUCAGCUUACUCCCGGGUGGAGGCCGCCACCAGCCCCUCGUCCCCCAGCAAGCCAGCCCCCGGGAGCUCCUCACACAGCCGGUCCCCGCUGCGCUCCCCGGCCAGCGCCUCCCAGUUGCCUGGCAAGUCCCGGGGCCCGCCUCGGCCCCGAGACAGCUCCUCCAGCCAGCCCACCCUGGCUGCCAGCCAGCAGCAAGCCCGGUCGUCCGUCACCUCCUCAGGCCGACCCCAGCCAGCCCGCGAGUCCUCAGGCUCCGCCGUGCUGCGCCCCAGCACCUCCUCCAGCCAGGCACCCCACGUCAUGCCGUCCCCCAGCGGUGCCACCAUCCCCACGCAGCCCCCCAACAAAACCUCGGAUGGGCCCGAGGACCUGGCCCCCAAGGCCUCCAAGUCCAGAAGACAGCAGGAGAAGGGGUCCCCAGCGCAGCCCCACGGUGGCAGCUCGGGCACCGAGCUGCCUGUCCCCUGCCAGUCCGAGUCCUCUCUGGAGUACACCUCCGAGUCUACCACGGAGGUCACCUGCAGCUGGCCCCACCCCAGGCACAAGCUCUGGUACCUGCAGCACUGCUGGAGGCUGAAACACCUGGCCUGCUAGCAAGCACUCAAUAAAGUUCACCUGGAUGAA